Messenger RNA from Mugil cephalus (flathead mullet), 575 nucleotides. It is a transcript of the gene coxfa4a, whose product is annotated as NDUFA4 mitochondrial complex associated a. The coding region runs from base 127 to 375 and encodes 82 amino acids. NCBI's taxonomy places the organism in Eukaryota, Metazoa, Chordata, Actinopteri, Mugiliformes, Mugilidae. The transcript is spliced from 4 exons. The record is from RefSeq and is a predicted model, not a curated record.
CCCUAUUUGUCCGCUUCUUCCUGUCGCUCUAGUAGCAGAUUAAAUUGCGCAUCGGUUUGGCAGCAGUCCUCGUAAUCCAUUUAUUUCUGUACAAAUUGGGAUAAAUCGGCCAUUAAAAGGGUUAAAAUGCUCGCCGUGGUCCGCAAACAACUUAAAAGCCACCCAGCUUUGAUCCCCCUCUUCAUCUUCAUUGGUGGAGGGGCAGCGAUGUCCAUGAUGUAUCUGGCUCGUUUGGGCUUGAGAAACCCCGAUGUCUGCUGGGAUCGCAAGAAUAACCCAGAGCCCUGGAACAAACUUGGCCCGACUGAUCAGUACAAGUUUUUCGCAGUCAACAUGGACUACAGCAAGUUGAAGAAGGACCGCCCUGACUUCUAAAGCUCUGCUGGAACAAAAGCACAAAGAGAAGCUGAACCGCACAAACAGCUUUAAUCAAAACUUUACAUGGGAAUCUUGAGACGCAGAAGCAAAACCCGCACAGAUCCAUAUCUCAUUUUCAUUGCAUCCCAUUGGCUUUUUGAAAUUGAGUUUAUAUUUUCAAUAAACUAAAGGAGUCUCUCUCCUCCAUACAGAGAAAA